AUGAGAUCGAAAAUCCCUGGUCGUAAAAAUACCAACAGUAUUAUGGAACGAACGGUUCUUCAUUUUUUCAUGCUUUUAACCAGCACUGGAAGUCAUAAAGAAACAUCCGGCUGCUUUGUGAAGCUCUUUUAUUCCAACUAUUGUACCCUACGCAACAUUGUUGAGAAUGAUGAAACACUUAGCGAAAGUAACGAAGGUGACAUACCCAGUGCCAGUUACAAAAUGGGAAAUCCCGACAUCUCUUGUUUUUUAAUGAUCUCUUCAGCUUGUACAGACGAAUAUAUACCGACAUCGGUUAGGGAAAUAGCCGAGGUUCAUGUUGGAGGCUCGGCAGUUGCUUACCCACUACAGGUAGCUGGAAUGGAGGAGAUAUACGUAAGGAUUCGGAUCUCAAUUUCUACUUACACAAUGUGGGGAAGUACUCCACCACAAAUUUAUCCUGAUCUUCUUCAGUUAUUUAACGUACAUUUACUGGGUAAUGAUGUUUCAUCAUAUGAUGAUGAUAUCAUCACUGCAGUAAAUACAUGGCACCGGGUCUAUGUUGAAAGAAGUAUUUAUAUUUUCAGUUAA
Molecule: messenger RNA, 570 nt
Organism: Mucor mucedo
Lineage: Eukaryota; Fungi; Mucoromycota; Mucoromycetes; Mucorales; Mucoraceae
Exons: 6
Coding region: 1-570 (189 amino acids)
Source: RefSeq, a predicted model, not a curated record